AUGGUGCCGGAUGCUUCGAGGUGGAGUUGGAGAGUUGGGCAGGUUAUAUCUUCCAUUCCAGGAAGAGUGGACCAGCUGUUUGAGGAAGGAACAAGGUUCGUGCUAGGGAAGGGGGACUGUAUUCGGUCUUGGAAGGAUGAGCAGUGCUACCUGGCGAUUUUCUCUCUCGUGGUGAACAAGGAAGCUUGGGUUUUAGCUCUUCUCCUGCUCACUGCUGGCAGAGAUCCUGGUAUAAUACCUCGCAAUGUGCAUCCUCCAGAGCCAGAAGGCUUUGAAGGAAGUACCGAAGUUGGAGGAGGUCAAACCCCCCCACUACGCUUACCUCGCACGAAGGACGUCUAUGUCAAUGGAAUAUCUGUAAAGGUCAAUAUCCUCAUCGCACUGGAUCCAUCAGUUCAAUGGUCUGGAUUUAGUGAACGAUGGGCCCAAAUUUUCAGAGGGUGGCAUCAUUAUGCUGUGUAUCUGGAGGUUCAGGCUGCUGAAAGAUAUGGCUCUCUCUCCAAUAUAGUCACUUACAAUGUUCUUUUAAAUGGGUUGUGUCGGAAAUCUAGCUUGCACCCGGAAACCCGGUUCGAGAGAACUAUUCAGGCUGCGGAGAACUUGUUUGAAGAAAUGCAAAGAAGAGGGGUGGAGCCAGAUGUUACAAGCUACUCAAUAGUUUUGCAUGUUUAUAGCCGUGCGCAUAAGCCUGAUUUGUCACUUUGGAAAUUAGGGCUGAUGAAGGAGAGUGGGAUUAGCCCGACAGUUGCAACAUACACUUCUGUUAUUAAAUGCCUUUGUUCAUGCGGGAGAUUGGAAGAUGCAGAGAAAUUGCUCGAUGAGAUGGUGGGGAACGACGUUUGUCCAUCUGCUGCGACCUAUAAUUGUUUCUUUAAGGAGUACCGUGGAAGGAAGGAUGCUGAUAGUGCUUUGAAAUUGUACAGGAAGGUGAGGGAAUUGUUGAUUUCAGAACCUAGCAUAUUGAGUAUAAAUUCAUAUAAUAUUUUGGUUGGAAUGUUUUCUAAGUUGGACCGGAUGGAGAUAGUGCGGGAGUUAUGGAAUGAUAUGAAAGAGAGUGGGGUCGGGCCAGAUUUGGAUUCAUACACAUUGUUGAUUCAUAGGCUUUGCGACAAACAAAAAUGGAGAGAGGCUUGCCAGUUUUUUGUGGAGAUGAUAGAGAAGGGUUUCCUUCCACAGAAGACCACAUUUGAGACAUUGUACAAAGGGUUGAUACAGUCUGAUAUGUUGCGCACUUGGAGGAGAUUGAAGAACAAGCUUGAGGAAGAGUCGUUGAAGUUCGGUGUAGAUUUUCAGCAAUAUCAUUUCAAGCCUUAUAGGAGAUGAUGAUACCGAAGGUCUUGGAGUAUGAGAUUGUUGUGCUACUACCGUUAGUUUGCAAGAGGAUCAAGCCGCUUGGUUGGAAGAGAAUUCUUUCAGGAGUUGAAGAGAAUUGUCUGGGACUUUUUCUUUUUUUUUUUUUUCUUCUAAGGAUUGUUGGGAUACCAUCAAUGCCGACUUCAUGAGUUUCACUUUCUCUAUCAUGUUUAAUGGAUCCCCAAUUGGGCUCUUUCCUAGUUCCAGAGCGUUGCAUCAGGGUGACCCUCUAUCACCUCUUUUAUUUAUGAUUGUAGCAGAGAUUUUGAGCUUAUUGAUGUCUACGGCAGUUAAGAGUUACAGCUUCUCAAAGGAUUUGAGUUUGGAGGUCAGGAGCUUUUGAUUUCCGAUCUCCAAUUCGUAAACUAUCAGCUGAUUUUGUGCGAGGCAUCUGUGCAUCAGCUCUAGAUUGUCAAAAUGGUGCCAGAUGCUUCGAGGUGGAGGUUUGGAUGAAGGGGCUGGUUCCCAGGGCCACUUGGCAGAAAUGUUGAGUCGAAUAUUUGGAAAUCUAUGGAUUUGAUCAGUUGGAGAGUUUGGCAGGUUAUAUCUUCCAUUCCAGGAAGAGUGGACCUGCUGUUUGAGGAAGGAACAAGGUUCGUGCUAGGGAAGGGGGACUGUAUUCGGUCUUGGAAGGAUGAGCAGUGCUACCUGGCGAUUUUCUCUCUCAUGGUGAACAAGGAAGCUUGGGUUAGCAUCUUUUGAGAUGGUGGGAGGUGCUGGAGUGUGGAAUGUCAUGCUGAGGCAUAACUUACAUGAAGAGGAGGAGGCAGACUUCAUUGUCAUUCUGAAAUCUUAAAGCACAGUCAGGUUGGACUGAUCAGAAAAGGGUUGCAAGGGGUGGAAGUAGAGUCCAGGUGGCCUGUUUGUCUCUAAAUCAUUAAUGCACAGGCUUUGCAAUUAGAGAGUUGCUCAUCACCUGUGUGCCUUUAUGUGGAAGGUCACUAUCUCUCCCUGAGUGCAAGCAUUCAAGUGGACGACAGCAGCAAACAAAAUCCUCUCAGUCGACAACCUUGAAGAAAUGAAAUAUAGCGAUGCUGAACAGGUGGGUCAUGUGCAAGAAUAAUGAAGAGUCGGGGGACCGUCUUUUCAUUGGUAGCCCAGGCAGUUUGGUCUCAUGUUGGCAACUUUUUGGAAUCAAGUGGAUCGCGCAUGGUUCCUUGAUGUUAUCACAGGUUGGGCAGCAGACCCGUUUUCUAAUCGUGGUAAGGUUUUACGGAAGCUCCCUUUCGCAAUAUUUAGGGGGAUUUGGAAAGAAAGGAACGGUAGAAUUUUCAAAGGCAAAGCCCUUUGGAUUCCUUUUUUUCUUCUUCUUCUUUUUAACGAUAUGUGGUGGGCUUGUAUUUUUGGUUUUGUUUGCUCUCUCCGUGUGGAAUGACGAGAGGGUCACUCGUUCACCUUUCAAUUCGUAAUGUUGUCCUCGUUGUAAUGAAUUUGUUAUCUUCUCAAAAAAAUUAAAAAAAAAAAAAAAAAGAGGAGGAGAAAGCUGAUUGUCGAAGUGGUCCUCUAAUUCUCGUUUAAACCAAAGUUGAGUUGCCUAUUCACGAUUCACAUUCACAAGAAUGGUUGAGAUGACACAAUUAGUAGAGCAUUGUUUUACCAGCUGAGUUGAAGAGAUCACACACAACACACAAGAUAUACCUUUUAUCUGAUUCCAAUAACUAAUUUCAAAGAGUGAUGAUAGAAAAGGUCUUUGACAGAACGUAAGCGAACCCCAGAACAAAUUUCAACCUUCAAUUAAUACUAGAUCUCAUCACUUGCUUAUCCUUAACACAACCCUAUAUAAGUUAAUAUUUCUAUCUUUAA
Molecule: messenger RNA, 3156 nt
Organism: Magnolia sinica
Lineage: Eukaryota; Viridiplantae; Streptophyta; Magnoliopsida; Magnoliales; Magnoliaceae
Product: pentatricopeptide repeat-containing protein At2g13420, mitochondrial-like
Exons: 6
Coding region: 1-1323 (440 amino acids)
Molecular function (GO): protein binding
Source: RefSeq, a predicted model, not a curated record